Postia placenta MAD-698-R-SB12 is the source of this 1397-nucleotide messenger RNA. RefSeq lists its product as hypothetical. Bases 69 to 1217 code for a protein of 382 amino acids. NCBI's taxonomy places the organism in Eukaryota, Fungi, Basidiomycota, Agaricomycetes, Polyporales, Adustoporiaceae. The transcript is spliced from 3 exons. The record is from RefSeq and is a predicted model, not a curated record.
CUCGUGUUUGCUCCUCGCGUUUGCUCCUGAUUGUGUUCUAGUGUUGCAUCGCGGCUCCCUCUGUCAAUAUGCCUGGUCGACACUACUACUCCAAAUUCAUACCGCCUAGUCUUUCCAUGAGCGAGCUCAUAUGUCAAAAACUCGACAACGAUGCUACCGACCUCCUCAUUGAUAAAUGGCUCGAGCGCCCCCAUCGUCCUGACGCAUACUAUGACUGGUUUCAGCGUAUCCGGGAGCGCAGACACGUCGUGAACGCGAAUGCCCGCAAAGAGCAGAUCUUGCUAUGGAACAAAGGUGGCUUCGUACCUGAGAACAUUUUCACUCGCACUGUCGACACUGGUCGCCUAAUCCCCCUUGACCGCACAUGGGUCACCCACGUAUAUCACCAUAAAAACAUGUCAAGGCUCAAUAUGAUGCCUGUGAUUUUCAGUAUGCUCCCGGAACUCAUGCUACUGCGCGGCAUGCAUGACCGCGGAUGUGACGAGAUAUAUGUCAUUGUCACCGAUCUCAAGCGGCCGGAGAUGGAUGAGGUAACAGAGUACUUCAAGUACGUCUGCCAGAACGCAUCGAACGGACCAUGCAAGCCGAGUGUGGAGCAGAAGAUCAAUCAUGACCAUAUGCAUCUCACACACCUGCUUGACGGGCAACGCCGGACGCCGUGCUUUCCUCAACUCGAUCUCACUUUGCGGGCUAUCAUGCAUGAGAAACGGCCACCGUUCAUAGUCCUUUUCUCCCACCAAACCAUGUCUUAUUCGCAAAUCCUCUUUGCGAAUUCGCUUUUCGUCCCAUCCAAGGAGGUAUACCACGACUUCCCAAGUGGCUGUCCCAAUCCAGGAUGUACCGACAAUUGCUGCGAACUCAUCCGAUUUCCGAAGAAGGGCCUCGAGACUGCCUCUGUGCUCUGCCACAAGCGCAAGGUGCGCUACCGUUAUGGUCGGCGAGUGAAGGCAAAGGAAAUGUGCAACUGGAUUGACUGUCAUGUCUGUUUCUCGGACGAUAUGGCACAGUCAGGGCACUUGUGCGAUGGGGGUAGUGAAGGCAGUGUCGUCGGGAGUAGCGAGGGAAGCGAGGGAAGCAUCGUCGAAGAGCCAAGUGCUCCACGCAUACUAGGAUUGGUGUGCAGUCGAUGUAAGUUGGUUAAGUAUUGCUCCCCGGAACACCAGAGGAUGGAUUGGGAGGAACACCGGCGGGUCUGCACGAAACCCGUUGACGCAUAGGCCAGAUGGGCGAGAUAUGUUCGACCAGCAACCUUACGCCGGAGGGUCAAGAUGGAUGAGGAUUUCACAUGACGGACUAUUUGCUUGUCCGCUUUCAGCACUAUGUUUAUUCCAUCUGUUUGUGUUGAUACUGUUUGUAGUAAACUUGCUGUAAUGCAUAUGGAGAGAUUUUCCCGAUGU